AUGCAUCGUUAUAGUGUGUUUACGAAUUCGUGUCUCAAUGUUCCAGUCGAUCCUAUUAGCAAAAUGCCAAAAACUGCGUAUGAACGUAAUGAAGAAACUACUACCGAACAGUGCUCAAUUAAAUCGUCAACUUCUUGGUCAGAUACUGGUGUUGAUGUUGACGCUGAAAAACUAAAGGAUUUUUAUCGAAGUAUUCCUGAUUAUAGAGAUAUUAAUCAUCUAUCAGAGAGUGAAUUUUAUUCAACCCUUAAACGUUUAAGGGAGAAAAAAAAAUUAAUGCUUGGCCUCGCUAUCGAACAUAUUGACGAUUGUAAAACAUAUUAUGAUGACAAAAUAUUUGCAAAAUCAGAAAGAGAUAUUUGUCCUAAAACUAAUUUAGAUUUUUUUCAUGAAACAAUUUCGAGUACGAGAGAUAAUGAAAAAUUGAAACAAAAUUCUAAGAAUUGUGAAGGGAUAAAGAAAACUACCAAAAGAGGUGUGCGACAAUCGAACAGCGCUGUUAGUAAGAAUAUAGGUGAGACAAAUGACACGAAUCUUCAAGUAGAGCAUACUAAAAAUAGCGCAAUGACAUCAAAAGAAAUUUCUAAAUCGAAUCGACCCAAACGUAACCAUUCUGCGUGUUCAAUAUCUUGGCACGACGAUAAAGUUGAUGAAAAAAAUAAUGAAAUCGACAAAAAAUUUGAGCAAUAUUUUGACGGUGACAGGCAACUAAAUGAUGACGAUUUAUAUAGAACACAAAGUAUGCCGUCGAGCCCUCUCAGAAUAAGAACUGUGGAAUCUAAUUUACGACGCCAUCGGAGAAGUAUUACCGUGCCAAGGCCAUUUAAGAUGACAGAAAGAGAUGAAGAUGGUCGUAUUGUUAAUGAACUUCGAAGUCUACAAAAAUCUCUUUCGGACGAUAUGCUUCAUCAUAAAAAGGAGAAAAAGCGUUUCCGAGCUAAGCCUGUUCCAAUAGAGUCUCGUAUACCUUUAUACGAUAAAAUAUUACAGGAUCAAGCUAUGAGACGAGCAAUAACGAAGAUUAAUAGUGAAGCUGAGUUGAGGGCACAAAUGAAACCUUUUAGUUUUACAAGAAAAGAAGAGGCUGGUGUAGGUAGCAUGUGCGAAAGAGCUGCCAAGAUUUUACCUAAAUGUAAAAAAAAGAAACGCUUCCGAGCGCGCCCUGUGCCUAAGAAUCUUUUUACAAAUUACUUCUACGAUAAAAUUAAAGAAGAAAAUUUUUUUCGUGCUAUGAAUCGCCGUAUACGUGCAGAAGAAAUGCUGAGAAAUUCUAGUUUGCCAGGUAGUACGGCUCGACGGGAUCGAAGUCGAUUAUCGACGCCUGCAGCACACAGUGAUCUUCCUAUUGAUCCAUCACCAGCUGUACCUUCUAUCUCUUCAUCAGAUAAAUACAGAUCAACUAGUCCCACGAAAAAUAAAAGAAAAUCAAAAGCAUAUAAAGAUAGCUUCAUAACAACGAGUCCUCAGCCUUUUCACUUCAACACUGCCGAAAGAGCUUCUAAAAAGAUAACUGAUAUUUCGAAGCAAAUUUAUCAAGAUUCUAAGAGUAGUGGUAGCGUCAAUAGCAGUGUGGGUAAAACUGGCAACACUGUUGAUAAAACUGAAGUUUAUAGUGCGUUAGACUUGAAAGGAAUUGUGGCGGGGAGAUCUAAUUUAGCUGCAUUGUUGAGGGCCGAAGCUGUUAGACAAAAAUUUGAAAUGGAAGAUGCCAGACGAUUAGCAGAACAACGGAAACGAACUGAGAUAAGGAAUCGCGGACGAGUACUACGAACUAAUCCCGCCUGGCAUUUAGUUAAAAAUAACCACGAAGAAGAUAUAGCAAUGCGACUACAAACCCGACGCGAUGAAGAAAGAAUGAGAAGAGAGGAAUUCUUACAUGAAAUGGAAUUAAUGUACGGUAGAGUGCAACAACAGCCGAUGUUAUUUGAGCGAUACUACGCUCCUCGUUCUGGAGCGACAACUGCCGAAUCAAUACAACUAUCUCCAAGAAGAAUUCCCACUAAGAAGCGAACUACAAGAAAAAGUAAAUCUUAUCAUUUUACCAGUCCUAGUAGUAUAUCACCCGAAUUUCGAGGCGAUUUAUUAAAAUAUUUGGACAAAACAGAAACAAAGAAGAUAUCUCAUUCGCAAUUGUACGAAGGUAAAGGGGACGCGAACAGCUUGGACAGAGAAUAACUGAGCCGAUGUUUCGGGUCCAUCUUGGUCCGUUUUGGUCUUUGUUAAUUGUUGUUGUUGUACGCCUUAAACCUUAUCAACUCUUGUAAAUUGUGUAGGGAAAAAAAUAAUGUCUUAUUUAUCGUAUUAAUUUAUUUAACAGACAUACGUAACGAACAAUACAUAGUACAGUGAAAUAUUUGAAAUAAAAAAUAAGAUUGCUAA
Molecule: messenger RNA, 2379 nt
Organism: Melitaea cinxia (Glanville fritillary)
Lineage: Eukaryota; Metazoa; Arthropoda; Insecta; Lepidoptera; Nymphalidae
Product: protein FAM161A
Exons: 6
Coding region: 1-2175 (724 amino acids)
Biological process (GO): cilium organization
Cellular component (GO): cilium
Source: RefSeq, a predicted model, not a curated record